AUGACGGCGAUGAAGACUUGGAUGAGCCCGGGGGGGGCGACCGGAGCCUCGGGAGAGCAAGGUGGACAGGCCGGAAGCCCGAAACGUCAGAAGGGCGGGGGCGAGAGCGGGGUGGUGACCAUGGAUGCUCUCCGCAGCCUCCUGGCGGAGCAGUCGGUAAGCCUGCUUCAGGCCCAGCAGCUCCAGAUGACCACAGCCCUGACUGCUUUCGAGGAACGACAGGUUGGGCGACUUGAAAAGCUGGAGCAGAAGGUGGGGGGUCAGUCGGACGCGGUUUCAGACCUGCAGACUCAGGUCCAGGAUCUUGCCGAGAGGCUUGCCAAGGUGGAGAACCGACCUCAGAGCGCGGUGGGCUCUGGGCCGGAUCGGAGGAGCACCCUCGUGUUCGGAGGGUGGGGGAUGGACACCCGACGAUCUACCCUACUUCAUCAGCUUGACCAGGCGCUCUUGGGGCUCCAGAUAAAGGGUGACUUCGACUCGGACCCCUUCACGACGGGAGCUCGCCGAUCGGUUGCUCUAUGCCAAUUUAAGCGUCGACAUCAGGAAAGCGACCAGGAUAUGAAGCAGCGUAUGCUCAGGAUCAUGCAGGUGAUCAAUGCUUCGCAGGUGAACAUCCAGGGGGCGACACGGCCGCUAUGGUGCUCCUUUAGCAAGAGCCCGGAAGAACGAGGGAGGGCUGCCCUCGCGGCAGCAGUGCGCAAGGCGGUACUCAAGGUGGCACCACACAGGGCUACCGACUUGGACGUCGAAUACCCGUCCGGGAAGAGUUGGAUUCGAGAUGACCAGUUAAGUGGCAUGGGUCAGCCGCCCUCCGAGAUUCGCCAGGCAAGGGUUGUUGCUACAAAAGGGGGUGAAGGUGAAGAGGGCGAAGUGGUAGCUGAGCUGCAGGUGGUUUCUGCUGAAACGGUGGAACCUUUCCGGAUGCGAGUCGUUGGCUGGAAUGUGGGUGGAACGGAUCUCGUUGAACUGCCAAAGGCAGUCCGAGAGGCCUUGGGAGAGCCACUGCGAAAACAGGACAUUGUGCUUAUCCAAGAGAUGCCUCGGGAGAGAGAGGGAUGGAACUAUAUGCCACUGGCAGGGCGCAGAGUGGUGUCACAUCGUAGAGAGAGUCAGUGGCGGGGAACGGGGAUGUGGUAUGAUACGUCGGUGUGGUGUCUCCUUCGCAAAGUCCACUCGUCCAAAGGGGUGUGGUUCAAAGUCCGUCACCUUGAAGCUCCAAUUGAACUUUGGAUCCGCACAGCACACUUUACCCCAGGGUGCUCCGUCUCGCAGUAUGAGGAAGAAGUCCAGGAUCACUUUGAUGGCGUGCCGCCCAGCUCGCACAGGGUCGUGUUUCAAGGGGACGUCAACACAGGGUUUACAUGGGCUCGCGAGGGUGACGUGGAGACGGUGGUUCCCAAAGAGGGCAAGGGAGGUAUCCUGCACAAACUCCUCACGGAGAAGAACCUGGUGAUGGGCAUCCCCUCGUCGGAACAGUGGGUGAACCACAUGGACCAGUCGUAUAUCGAACACUUGGCGAACCGAUGCACCAAGCCAGUACCAGGCCAGGGGUACCGGGACACAACAGAGAUCAAGCAGGCCUUUCGUGCAGCCAAGAGGUCAGGGUCGUCGGAGCUUUGGAAGCAGGCUUUGAAACUUCGGAAGGAAGCACGGCGCGCCUGGGAACAGGCUAGAUUGGUGAAGGCCAGCCAGGGUGACUGGCACUCAUUUCGGGCACUCAAGCCUCGCAGGCAGGAGGGGUGGGAUGUUGGUUUCGCCGAGGCCCAGCAGGGGGACCCACAUGAGGCGGUCCAUGAGCAUCUCUCGCAGGUCUACUGUGGCACUGAGGUUGAAGCGGUGGAGACUCCGUGGCAAGGUGAUGUCGUUGCCUUCACAACAGAAGAGCUUCGCCGCGGGGUAAGUCAGAUGAAGCGGGGCAAGUCAGUAGGGAUUGAUCGUACCUCUACGGAAUUGUUGUUGGGGCUGAUGGAAGUGCCUGGAGGAGAACAGCAUCUCCUCGAAUGGUUUAACCGGAUAUUAGCUACGCAGUGCAUCCCCGACCAAUGGAACAAGCCCAUCCUCAUCAUGCUCCCCAAGAUUCGAGCUCCUAAGAAGGCGAAGGAGCUCAGACCCAUCGCCAUGGGGUCGGGGGUCAGCAAACUCUUCAGCCGCAUGCUGCUGAACCGAGCGAUGCCAGCUCUCCCUCCCACAGGUGGUGCUCAAUGCUCAGGACCUGGACGACAAACAUGUGACUACCUGUACACAGUCAUCAGGUUGUUUGAGCUCGCCAGAGAGUGGGGGGUCCCCCUCACGGUCUUUGAGCUGGACCUUGAAAAGGCCUUCGACAGCCUGGAUAGGCCUGCCUUGCUUCGGAAGUUGGAGGCGGCGAUCGGAGUAGGAUCGGAGCUCAACUGCUGGAAGGGUCUUCUCAGGGGCACAGUGGGACAGUUGCAGACACCUUGGGGGUCCACGGAGGUUCGGAUGAUGAGAGGAAUAAAACAGGGUGCAGUGGAGUCCCCCGCCAUGUUUGCCUGGAUCGCAGAAAUAGCCCUGAACACGGCUGUCCAGAAGUAUGGGUGGCAUCAGGGGCCACGUCUUCUUGAGGGGCUGGUACCUGAGGAGAUGCUGUACAUGGAUGAUGGCAUGUUGUGGGGUGAGUCCCCGGCCACGGUCCAGGUGCGGGCAUGCCAGCUCGCGGUCGAAUUGUCGGCUUUCGGACUCAGGCUCAACCCGCAGAAGUGCCAGCUGUAUGCACCGGCGAAGGUGACUGAGGAUCGCUCAAUCCUGUUGAACGGUACCAGGGUGAUCGCGGCGGACACCCUCGAGGUAAUGGGGCUGACUCUUCGGGUGGGAGGCUCCAUCUGUGAGCUGGCGGCUCCGCUAGCCAGUCGGGCCCGGGCGAAAUUCUGGGAUCACAAGCACAUCUUUCGAUCUAGAGGGGGGUCCAUGAAGCAACGGGCACGGGUGAUGCAGCGUGUAGUAGGCAAUACUGCACUUUGGUGCAUUUGUUGCUUGCCGCCGGAUGCUGCGACGAUGACCAUGCUUAACUCGGUUCAGUUGCAGUUGAUGGUGUGGCUACUUCGCUUUGCUAAACGAGCUGACGAACCGUGGGAAAGCUUAUAG
This is a messenger RNA of Symbiodinium necroappetens, 3102 nucleotides long. NCBI's taxonomy places the organism in Eukaryota, Dinophyceae, Suessiales, Symbiodiniaceae. The record is from the annotation of a GenBank genome assembly.